Molecule: messenger RNA, 498 nt
Organism: Danaus chrysippus (African queen)
Lineage: Eukaryota; Metazoa; Arthropoda; Insecta; Lepidoptera; Nymphalidae
Source: the annotation of a GenBank genome assembly
AUGCCGUUCAUGAAAGGGAGAGCACCCAUUCGAAGAACUUUGGACUACUUGAACGCAGGCAAGCUAGUGCUUAAGGACAAAAUAAAAAUAUUUUCUGUGGCAUACAACAUUGUGGGCCAAAAUAAUGUUGGAGCAAGGGAGUUCGUUUUCUGGUAUCUACCGCAAAUUCAGUACAAAAAUCCAAAUGUACAAGUCGCUACAUUAAAGAAUUUGACACCAUCUCCGUUUAUAAAGUGUUAUUUUGACGACGGCAGACAAAUAUUAGUGGACAUCGAUAAUAAAUCAAAGGAAGAUAUAAUGGAGCAUUUAUUGAAUACCGUUGGGAAAUCGAAAGAAGUUUUGGCAGCAGAGGCGAUAGAAAAGGAGGAUAAUCCUGCUAACUUCGGUAUCGGUUGUCAAAGACCUUGUAUAUGCGAAAUAUAUGGUCAAGUCCCAUGCCCAGGUGUAGUCCCAUUACCAAAAUUCAUGCGCGGCAAAUAUAAAAACCAAACAGAUUAG